CCCUGCCGCAGCCCUCGGAGGCGGCCACCGGGCCCGUCAACCGGCUGGACAGCCUCGUGUUCGGCACUGGCGGUGGCGUCGCAGAGGACGAGGUUGACGAGAGCAGAGGGCCGCAGGUAGACGGAGAAGCAAGUGUAGGGCUGGACGCGGAGGAACGAGACCGAGACGUGCGACAUGAGGGGGACGAGGAGGAGGACGAGGAAGAAGAAGAGGAGGAGGAGGAGGAGGAGGAAGAAGAGGAAGAGGAGGAGGAGGACCUCAUCCCCGAGUUCGGCGUGACGGCCGUGGUGGGCUGCGAGGCCUUCUUCCCCUACCACUGGGGGCUGGCCUCACACCUCGACCCCAUCGGGGAGGAGGACGAGAACAGGUGCGAAGAGGACACCGCAGCCGGCGGUCGCGCGCCCACCAUACACGCAGACGCGGGCGCAGCAGACGCGGACGUCGACGCCGCCAGCAGCCGCCUCCAGAUCGUCGCCACCAGGUUUUCGACAGAAGUCCUGCAAGAGGUGGAAGACGAGGAUGAGGAGGACGAGUGGCAGGAGGCCCUGGACGGGGAGUGGUCAGUAGCGGCCAGCCACGGCCACGUGACCGCACACAGCCAGCCGCCGCCCACGCCGCCCAUACCGCCGCCCAUGGACGCCGCCCCAGCCAAGCAGCGGGUGGACGCCGCCGCCCAGCCGCCGCAGCCGGCCGUAGUGACCGCCGCCUCCGCCUCCGCCUCCCAGGACUCCACAGACGCCAGCGAGGAGUUCGUGCUGGCCGACGGGGGGCCCGACCACGUGCUGCUGCUCUCUGUCCCCCACCCGCCACAGGGGGGCACCGCCGAUCCGCACCUCGACGUCUCUACAGCUUCUGACGACACACCCGACGUCGUUCACCCGAACGUCACUCUACGACGGAAACCGGACAACGUCGAGGACGACACGUCCGAACUCAACGUGACGACCAUCAGCAUCGACGAAGACGUCUGCACCCGAGUCCCAGAUCAGACUUUGGUUUCCGAGUUGCGAGAUGCUCAACUGUCCGUGGACGCGGACGACGGACUGCGCCUAAGCGACAGUCCUACAAAAUGCGUGCAAGUGCUGACUAUCGUCAACGGCAAUGUUGACGACUCGGUCGAGCUCAUCAUCUCCGAGACGUCGGAUGACAAAACUGCGGUAGCGAUAGAAAGUGCGCUGCCCGUGAAUCGUACGGAUUGGACCGGAAUGGUGAGAGAUGGCCACGGAGCAGAAACGCCUACCGGGGUUGCGGCCUCUGGAACUCGUGAGGCACUCGCGUCACAGCUGCUUCUGGAAGUGGAAAAGCAAGAACACCCCACCUCGACCAACUGCGUCCAAGUCAUCAGCUGUGACAUUCAGCCGCCUGUAAAGGCCGAGAGAGGAAACUCAAAGGCUGAGACUACACAUUCAGACAACGAAUUGCAGCUAGGUGCGGGUGAGGUGGUUAAUGAUGAGGAUCUGAAUGUGGCGACUUCUAGUGAGAAAUAUGCCAACAGGGAAGAAGAGCCACUGUCAAACAACACUCUCGUUGCAAACGAAAUGGGCGUAUUUAGUGAGCGGCAGGUGGAGGACGUAGUUGUUGAUCACGAAGACACGGCUGCAGAAUACGAGAAGGCAAUAGUCGACAAUGUACAACCGAAGGAUUUGCAGAUAUCCUCCGCAAAAGAGAUUGCCAAUGAACUACAGCCUGAGUUGUCGUCGAAAGAUGGUGGCUCUGAAACGGAGGCUGCAGGACAGAAUCUAGAAGCAUCUUUAACCAAUGGAGGCCCUGUGACAGGAGAGUACACCAGACGGGACACUGUAGAUUCUGCAGGCGAUGAAGCGACACUCAGCGAGGAUGCGACAGUGACUGGAACUCUGACGGACACGGUUGUGCAGAAGCCCGUCCCACGUGCCAGGCGGAAGCCCCUAGCUGUGGACAACGUCAGGGCCACUUUGGACUUCCUGGCAAGUGAGGCAGCACACUCAGCGGCACUCAAUACAGGCCAACUGUCUGACAGUCGGGGAACCGAGGCACAAGAGGGCGCGAUUCCAGGAGAGGGCGGAGUGCAGCUGGUGGAGACGGACGCUGUGGCGUCGACAGAGGAUCUGAAGCAACCAGAGGGAGUACUCGACGCUGCAGAAGAAGGAGUGGCUGCAUCUGGCCAAGAAGGACAGUUACUCGGAGACCGUGGCGAGAGAGCUUUGCAAGUUGAGGAAAUGGUGGGGUCUCACGUAGAGGGUGACACUGCUUUGGCAGAAAGUCGAGAAAGUGGGGGCAGCUAUGGCACUGUCAGCGAAGAACUGCUGGGAACAGAGUCUUCAGAUCAGCUCCUUCAGGCUGAUGAAGAGGAAAAGGAAGAUAAUUUUACGGGAACAAGUUUAUUACCGAAUGAUAGCCAGACUGAACCUCAAACUCACACUUUCGAGCAGAGAGUAGAAACUAAGGCUAUGAUGGGAGACAAGCAGCUGCAGAACGAGACCGCAGCUUUCAUAGAACGGGAAAGAAGUGUAUUGCGGCCUGUAGAUGUGGCAGUAGAGGAGUCGGUCGAACAAGAGAAUAGGAAACUGCGAGAAGGUGUAGACAGCGGAUUGGGUAACGCUGGGAUGAAGGCAACAGAGAGCCAAAAAGAGGUUGAAGAAGUGCAGGAGCUGGCAGCAGUAGGAAAUGAUCGAGAGGUACAGCCAGAUGGGCAUCAGCUAGAGGAACACAGGUCACCUGCAGACAAUGACCAGGGGAAGGAUGAGAGGCAGUCGGAUGAGUACAAGGCACCAUCAGACGAGUUGGAGAAGAUUGGUACACUGCCUGGUCUUCAGCAGCUGGAGAUGGAGCAACAGUCAGAUGAGAGGCUGUCGAAAGAGAGUGGGAUAGAGGGAGAAAUGCGUCAAGUGGAGGAGCAAGACCAUUCUCAGUUGGAAGAUCGUGGGGUAUUACUGAAUCAUGAGCAGUUGGAGAACCAUUUGACACCUUUAGAUCCAUGCCUGUUGGAGGAAGAUGCAGUGCCAGCAGACGAGUGCCAAACAGAAGAUCUUGAGACAUUAUCAGCUCAUCACCAAUUCGAGGAUCUGGGGAAACCAACAGAUCACCUGGAGGAGCAAAGGACACUGGGAGGCAAACUCCGUGAAGAGGAACACGGGACACCACCAGACAAAGAACAGUCGGAAGAGUGCGCUACACUGCCGGAGACGCCGCAGUCGGAGGAUCUCGCAACACUACCGCGCCGGCGACCGUCAAAGGAGCAAGGGACGCCUUCAGACGAGGAUGAGUUGGAGGAGCAACGGCAACUAGAGUUGCAAGUGGCGUCGUCGAGCCAGCAGCAGCUGGAAGACCCUGGAACACCAGCAGAGGAGGCCGGGGUGGAGGAGCGCACGACGCCGGUGCCGGCAGACCGGCGGCAGGUGGAGGGCUGCGGCCCAGAGCCCGCCGCGAUGCACACAGGUAAGGGCCGAGCACUGCUGCCGACAUAG
Molecule: messenger RNA, 3446 nt
Organism: Schistocerca nitens (vagrant locust)
Lineage: Eukaryota; Metazoa; Arthropoda; Insecta; Orthoptera; Acrididae
Exons: 3
Coding region: 633-3446 (937 amino acids)
Source: RefSeq, a predicted model, not a curated record